AGGCCAAACAAUUUCUAUCAGAGAAGCACGGGAUGUGAGUGAUGGUGAGACUUCGCUUUGCUUUAUAAGCUUAACCUCUACUUCUUUGUCAUAUACUCCGUGAAAGAUUUUACACCAGAAAAAAUAUUGGCGACAUAUAUGUUUCAGAUGAUUGACUAUAUAUAUGGGCCAGUCUAUAUAUGCAUCAACAAUACUACUGAUCGAUGAUAGUCCCACCGCUGGUGUUUUUGAGAAAUUUGAGCUCGAUCAAGUCUGUUCGUUUUUCAUGGCCAAAGUUUGUUGCUCCAUUGAGAUGGAACCUAGGACCUUGAGUCAAGUACAACUCAACCAUGCUAGGGAAAUGGCUGAAGAUGUGGUUCAGAAAAUGGAAUCAAACGAAGCCUCAGCUACAUUCAGUGAGGGAUUGAGACCGAUUGGUUCAGAGACACAGGUGGACCAUGUAAAUAUUGCUGAAGCGGGUGAAGAACCACAGAAUAAGCUAAUUCUGGAGUCGGAGGAGGCUCAACUGUAUGAAAGAUCAUGCCAAUGCUUGUGUGCUGCUGCCAAUAUUGAAACCCCAGAUCAAGAAAAGCUUAAGGAACCCCUCUCGGCCCCAUUUUGAAAGCCUUAUAGAACGUUGUACGUGUAGCAUAUCAUGGUCACAUAUUCUAUGCCUUUAGUACUCAACCUGAUUCAACUACUGUGUAUAAGGAAAAUGUUUGAGAAGGCAAUCGUGCAUGUACGCCACUAUUAACGAAUUCACAUAUACAAGAAUUUUUUUUUUUUCCUUCUCUCCCAACCAUGAUGAACGUCAAGGACUCAAGGCUUAGGUAGACCCUGGGCCUCAACUAUGAUCUAUGUAGAUGUAAGAUUGGCUCCUUCCUAUUGAGACGAUUAAUUCGUUUUAAUUUUAAAUUAUAAGUUAAGUUCUGAUGUAUAACAAACAAGUUGUUACAUCAACUUGAGAUAGUUACCUGAAAACAUGUUUGCAAGAGAAAUAAUGAAAUUGUUCAUACUCUUACUAGAAGGAGUUUGAAGAUGGUGCAA
Messenger RNA from Rosa chinensis, 1026 nucleotides. RefSeq lists its product as uncharacterized. The record is from RefSeq and is a predicted model, not a curated record. Bases 164 to 601 code for a protein of 145 amino acids. The transcript is spliced from 3 exons. NCBI's taxonomy places the organism in Eukaryota, Viridiplantae, Streptophyta, Magnoliopsida, Rosales, Rosaceae.